Messenger RNA from Truncatella angustata, 1181 nucleotides. RefSeq lists its product as uncharacterized. Gene Ontology annotation, biological process: positive regulation of proteasomal ubiquitin-dependent protein catabolic process; ubiquitin-dependent protein catabolic process; protein polyubiquitination. Gene Ontology annotation, molecular function: zinc ion binding; ubiquitin protein ligase activity; ubiquitin conjugating enzyme binding. The transcript has 3 exons. Gene Ontology annotation, cellular component: cytoplasm; ubiquitin ligase complex. The record is from RefSeq and is a predicted model, not a curated record. The coding region runs from base 1 to 1155 and encodes 384 amino acids. Lineage: Eukaryota; Fungi; Ascomycota; Sordariomycetes; Amphisphaeriales; Sporocadaceae.
AUGGAAGAAUCCCAGGAUACCUCCAUCGAGCUGGCUCUGCAGCUACAGCUUUGGGAGAUCAAAUCAUUCCAGGCUAGCUCGGCCGCAACUGCUAACCACACCCACGGUGGUGCAGACAACCAAGAGGCGGCAGAUCUCUUCCGAGCCGAGAUCGAGGAGCAGCUUCUCGGAUGGGGAUUCGCUGGGACUGAGGGGGACACACCUCCUCGAACUCCAUCCCUGCCCCCCACGCCUCAUGGCUGUAUCGGUUGCUUCACCGCCCUUGCUGUUGAGGAUGCGUUCGAACUGCCUUGCGACCAUCACUACUGUCGUACGUGCCUCCGCAUUGCCGUCUGUCUAUCUUUCGAAGAAGGCAUUAUCUUCCCACCGCGAUGCUGCAACCAGCCUAUUCCCAUUGACGAUGCCGAAGACCGAGCUUGUGUCGAAGAGUUUCUCAGGCUCGACAGAAUCGAAACUGACAUACUGGGGGAUUUCGCCGAGCUCGACGGGCCGGAGCUCCUCGCCAAGUCUGACGAGGUUAGGGUCGAACGCGAGACCUUGGACAAGACCUACUGCAGCAACCCGACCUGUAGCGCUUUCAUCCCGCCGGGAGACAUUUUCAGGGAUACUGCCGCCUGUCGCAAGUGUGGGGACCUGACGUGCAGUCUCUGCAAGCAGGCAAGCCAUGGUGGCGUUUGUCCCCGAGAUGAGGCAUCGCAGCAGGUCUUGGGGAUGGCCUUGACUGAAGGCUGGCAGCGGUGCCCAACAUGUCAGACUCUCGUCGAACUCAACACGGGUUGUAAUCACAUGACUUGUCGAUGUGGCCAAGAAUUCUGCUACGUGUGCGGUGGGGCGUGGAGAGGUGCGGAUGGCCAAAGAAUCUGCCAGUGUCCUCAUUGGGAAGAGCGCAACAUCGUCGCCGCCCAGGCCGAAGACAUCCUUGAUCGCGAAGGUGGCGACCAGCUCAUCCUGGACGCGUGGGGACAGCUGGGGCUCGACCCGGAGGUGGAAGACCAGCAGGUAAACCACCGUUGCGAGGUGCGCAGGCAUCAGUGGCAGUUCCGCCGCCGUUCAGACGAGUGCGAGAACUGUCACCACGACAUGUCCGAUUUCAUUUUUGAGUGCAAUACCUGCGGCAUGAUCGUUUGCAAGCGAUGUCGCCGCUACCAACUUUGAUAUCAAAAGUAGGAUACGCACUGCCG